AUGCCAGAAGAUAUUGCCCUCCAAGUAACGCGACAAACCUCAAAGGAUGUAUGGAGUGUCAAUGAAAUCAUGACCACCAUUCAACAAGAGAUCGAAGCAAGAGAGGUUAGCAAAAAAAUGAUUGGGACAGAGAAAAGAAGAAAUGCUUCGAAACAACAGCCUUAUGUACCACCAAUAAGCACUACCAAAUCCUUUGUGGCCAGGUUAGAGAGUCCCUCGAAGAAUAAGAAGUCAAUUAGAUGUUACUUCUGUGGUAAAAGCCAUUUUUCAAACGAGUGCAAGGAGGUGACAGACUUCAGACAACGCAAGGCGAUUUUGCAAGUGGCGAAACGAUGCUUCAAGUGUUUGCGAGUUGGACAUGUAUCAAAGGACUGCAGUUUCAACCAAAAAUGCUUUAAUUGCAACGGCAAUCAUAACUCAGCCCUUUGCAACAAGGAUGAACAAGAGCUCAGACAAGAUUCAUCUGUGGCGAUGUCAAAUGUCAAAGAAAAGACGAAUGUUAUGCUCCAGACUGCAACCGCAAUUGCCUAUGGUGAAGAUAGAAGCAAGAAGGUAACUGUUAGUAUAUUAUUCGAUAAUGGUAGUCAGAAAUCGUUCAUUUCUGAAGAGCUUAAACGUAAAUUAGAGUUGAAAUCUGAGAAUACGGAAAUUCUUAACCUUAAUACAUUUGGUUCUGAGAGAUAUAUUAAGAAAUCCAGCGAUAGGGUUAAGGUUAAUAUAGUAGUACAAGACGAGGUUGUAACUGUUUCAGCAUUAACAUCCCCUGCAGUCUGUUCCCCCUUAAACACUAGAGUAGAUGUAAGUCAUUACCCUCAUUUGAAUGGUUUAGCUCCGGCUGACAGCGUGGAUGUGAGCAACAAGCAUAUAGAUAUUCUCAUGGGCGCAGAUCACUAUUUCGACAUUGUAAUAGGCGAGGUUAUUAAGGGUAGCGCAGGACCAGUGGCGAUUAGUAGCAAGCUUGGUUGGCUGCUUUCAGGCCCUCUAUCCUUUUCAAAUGAUAAAGCAUUUGAAGUAUGA
Messenger RNA from Rhopilema esculentum, 1017 nucleotides. RefSeq lists its product as uncharacterized. The record is from RefSeq and is a predicted model, not a curated record. NCBI's taxonomy places the organism in Eukaryota, Metazoa, Cnidaria, Scyphozoa, Rhizostomeae, Rhizostomatidae. Gene Ontology annotation, molecular function: nucleic acid binding; zinc ion binding.